UUUUAAACGGCAAGGACGCUGAAACAUUGGUUUUUACAGCAGAUAGAUCUGAAAGACAAAUUAGGAUUUACCUGCCAAGAUACUUUGGGUGGAAUUAACUACUUCUGCCAAAAUCAUGAGGACCGCUACUGUGUACUUUCUGUUUGUCAUCUGUGCGGUAUUUGGGUGGUGUGCGGCUCUAGACUGCUAUUCUUGCGCUGCGUCAGCCGGCUGUGGGGACCCGUUUGACCCAACCUCUGCCACGAUCAUGACAUGUACAGCUGGCAAUUUCUGUUGGACUCUGUGGACAAGAUCUGGGGACAUCGACGUGUACACCAGAGGUUGCAUUGCACCUUACGCUUGUUCGACGGGUUGCAUUACUACCGCUCAGGGGAUUAUAUGCAGUUCCUGCUGUGAUGACCAGAAUCUGUGCAACCAUAAAGCCAUUGCGGACGGAAGUUCGGACGUUCUCCAAUGCUUUGUGUGUGUCUACUCUUCGGACCCCUCUUUGUUUGGGUUCGGCAGCGAUCCAGCAUGCAACGACCCUGUAGACCCGACCGGUUACGGGGUGCUUCAACAGUCUUGUCCUAAUGGGGAGUGUGGGGUUGUCAAGGCCACAGUCAAUGGACACACUUCCAUCACCAGGCUCUGCAUUCCCACUUCUGCUGGGGGAUGCACGCCCGCCUGUGACGCCCUAUCUACCACUUGUGUCACCUGCUGCUCCACCUACUUAUGCAACGGGGGUAGUGACGGAGGCAAACCGAAUACUAAUGCCGCACCGGCACCGUCAAUGCAGCCCAGCGGACACAUCGCCCUCCUGCAUUUGGUGCUGAUCUCGGUGGGUCUCGGUAUGAUGGGACUGUAUUAGAGCUGUCAUACGGCUCGUAUUUAAGACCGUUACACUUUGAAAUGCUGAUAUACACAGACUACAGUAAAGGCUUCACGUUGAGGAAAAACUUAAUUGGUGUAAAUUGAAAGCGACACAUUUUGAACAGUGGCGCAACGGGGGGGGGGCGUGCGCCCUCGGGUGCUUCCCCCGUUUGAAAUGUCUGUUGAGUUAAUACAGUUGAACUUCAUUAAUAGGAAGUCCUUCCGACUUGGCAAAUAACCUUGUUAAAAGGAACCUUGUAUUAUCAGGAAUGAAAACAAUGAAAAUAAAAAGGGGUUGAGACCUAAACAUUUUCUUAUUAUAAGCAGAGGCUUGCAUUAAUAGUGCUCUUAUUAACGACGUUCGACUGUAUAGAGCUAUGCAACUGCAAUUUAUGUUCUUGCUAUGCUUCUUGAAAAAAAAUGUGUGCAACUCUGAGUGCCCCAGGGAAGUUUACCCCUAGUUACGUCACUGAUUUUCAACCACUCUAUAACAAAUGUAAGUGUCGUAAGCUUGGCUAUAUUCAAAUACUCAGAAUGAUGUUUUUUAUUAUUUCUCAUUUUACACUUCAACAGCGCUCUUACUUUAUCGCUCAUGUUGCAUGUGGUUGAGAGUUUUCAUUUUAAUGAUCAGCAGUGAAAAAAUGGAACAUCUUCGGAACCGAGAAAACUUCAAACAAUUGCUGAGCUUUUAUAGGAUCAUCUGAUACUUUUUGCUUUUGAGAAAGAUUCUACCAGGAUCAAAACGUCAGGCCCUCCAUAUUUUGUGAUUUGCAUUUAAGGUCACUGUAGUCAGCAAGCACUUUGCAGCAGUUUUACAGGCCUAUUGAACAUCACAUCACAUGCGGAAAUUGAUUGAGAGAUGCAGUUAUCAGACAAAAUGUCAACAGAUUUAUGAUAACCGCUUUAAAGGUGGAUUUUUAUUCGUUUUUGUUCUUCCGGGAAGUUUAAUUUUUUAGGGGGGGGGGUUAACAAUUUCUCUAUGAACCCUUUUAUGGCCUUUGUAGGGGGAGGUAUCCCUUGCUCAUCGUUGAGAGGAUCUGCCGAUGGACUGUUACUGGAAGAAAACAUUCUUUUUAAUAUGGAAAUAAUGCAGAAAUGCUGCAGAAUUAUUAUGACUUCGUAAAUUUGAGGUUUGCCCGCAUUUGGGCGAGGGAGAAGGAAUCGUCCGCUGUGUAAGAGAUGUCGUCCUGCUGACUGGAAAUAACGUGUAUCUUUAUGGAAGUCACUAGCCGUGCUGUAGCCAUUUCCGGUCAAUUUGCCGUUGAUGGGAGAAUGGUCGUAACAAACGCCGACGGCACGCAAGACGCAGGUGUCACGGAACAGACGCUGCGUGACGUCAUUUCAACACAAAAAAAUGGAACAAAUUGGCGUCAGAAACACUUUUCGCAUAAAAGUCUUUCUAUGGCGAUACCGCUUCUAAGUCAAGUUUCGAUGCAUCUUUAUUUUUAAGCGUCCCCUGCUGCAUACCUACGAAACACACAAAAGGGGCACUACUUGAUCAGUCUUUGGCAUUAGCAAAAUUCUAAAAUUAAAAAAGUUUGCUGAUCGAUUAUUGCAUCUCAAAGUCUAUGAGAAUUAAACAUAUCUUUGUAGUUUGCACGUUGAGAGAGUAAUUCGACAACUGGGGUUGCAGAAUUAUUGGCUUAGUUGCAUAUUGAAUAAGUUAAAAUAAAGUCAUUUUAAAUGAUGCAUUUUAAAGAAAAUGUUUUGGCAGGGGGUGAAGUCUUUAUACAGGUGUGAUUAUUUUUCGAAUCGUAGAAAAAUAAAACCUGGAUGUUUGCUGAAAGGUUCACUGUUCCAUACAUU
Molecule: messenger RNA, 2655 nt
Organism: Acanthaster planci (crown-of-thorns starfish)
Lineage: Eukaryota; Metazoa; Echinodermata; Asteroidea; Valvatida; Acanthasteridae
Source: RefSeq, a predicted model, not a curated record